Molecule: messenger RNA, 5604 nt
Organism: Scylla paramamosain (green mud crab)
Lineage: Eukaryota; Metazoa; Arthropoda; Malacostraca; Decapoda; Portunidae
Exons: 10
Coding region: 1419-3338 (639 amino acids)
Source: RefSeq, a predicted model, not a curated record
AAUGUCAAGCAACAACCGGGAAGUGCCAUCGGGCAGUGAAUGGCACAGUACGUGAGUGCCAGAAGAAGAUUAUACUCUGGGUACAUUUUUUUUUUGUAAAUACUGCGCCACAUACAUAUAGUUAAAAACAGCCUUCAUGGUUGGUUUGCACUCAAAUCAAAAGGUUAUGAUGAAAUCAUUUCUAUUCCUCUACCUAAACGAUCUUACGAGGUACUUUAAUUGAGACCAUAAAAUUCUAGAGGUUUGUUUGCUUAUUGCCAGAUUAAUAAAGUUGUAAUUAAAUUAUUGCUAUUCCACUACGCGGUCAAACCACAUACACCGAGGGAAGAAAGAAAAAGUAGAAAAGAAAAGACGGAAUAUAACGAGUUUGACAAUAUAAUUAAUAUAGUUAGGCAAGAAUGUAUGGUUGGGAAGAACACGCAAACAGAAAUUGCAGAAUGGUAAACGAGUUAAUAAAAGGAAGUUGAGUGUUUCGUGUCCGUCGCGGUUUCCUUGGGUCUUAAGAAACCCUGAAAUAGUGGAGACUACUGGCUACUGUUUAUGACUUGUAUGGGUGAUCAAAGUAAUUUUGGCAGCCAAUUACAGCCAGCCAACUUCUCUCAGGGCAGCCAAUCCAGGCAAUCCAUUCACUUCAGUGCUCUGCUGGGAAUGACUAGCGAAGGGUCUACUUCGCGCUGGUGGCCACACAUAUGGUGACAGGAGCUUAAAGUGCCUUCUAAAGAUAGAAGUGGCUUUCAGAAAAUUAGUGAGAUGAGAGGGAAACCAGCAAGGAACUUCACUGUCUACAGGUGAGAUAAGAAAGAUAAGCAUCACAUCAGCAGCUAGGGAAUCGUAACAAGUUAAUCCAACAAUACGUAAUACAAAAGCUGGUAAAUCCCGCGCUUGCAAGCUCCCAAGGUACACUUCCCUUCUCAGUCUGUCAAGUGUUGUGCAGGAAACUUCACUGUGGCGUGGUACAGUUGUAUAAGUGGCAGGGCAUAUGUGACUUAGAGAAUAAUGAAGUAACAUGUUGAGCCGGUCAAGUUGUGGUAAAUUUUCGUGAAACAGCAUUCCAUUUUCAUGUACAUCCUACUUUACUCUGUGAUGGGACAUGAUGUGAAGAGAAACAUGAGGUGCACUGGUGGGUUAUUAGUGAGACCGGUUCUGUAUCACUGUGUGCUGAAGGAACUGAGGAAACUGAAGUGGUGAAAGUAGCAUCCCCUGCAGUGCUGGUGUCAACAAGCUCAGAACGGCAGUGGUGUGGCUGCGAUACAAGAUGUAUUACUGUGUACUAGUAACAUUUACCCACUCGGAUAACAAGAGUAAUGUGACCUGUAUAUCCUUUAGCAAAAAUUCAGUAAGUCACCGGUGUGUGUGACAUGAAUUGGUUCCACAAGUUGACUUAACUGAAGGAUCUUGACACGAGUCAACUCAAGGAGAUGGCCUUGAGUGGACCUGCCCCCACCACCACGAUCGUGGUGGUGAUCCUGCUGGUGUUGGUGGUGUGCUUCUGCCCCAGCAUGGAGAUGGUACCAGUGCUGUGCAGCAAUUUAACCACCACCAAAAACCGAUACUGCCACCACAACCAGUCUGGCCUGUGUGGUUUUGAGAAUUUGACUGUGUCAUGCGCUCACCAGCUGCACCACAGAGAGUUGACAUCUGACAUGACUACAGCUGAAUGUCAGGUAGAAAGGUUUGAUGAAGGCAGUGGGUGUGGAUCAUUGCGGCCGGCUUACGUCUAUGCUCACGAGAAACCACUGGUUGGGCUUCGUUUGUAUAUGUACAAAACCUGGAUGGCAGAGCGGUCAGUGGUAAACUUCACUUUCCCUUCCCCUGACUGGAGGAACUUAAAAUUUCAGUACAAAGUCAACAUGAGUCAAGAGAGCAAAUGCCGGGAUUUCAGUCUCCGUGGUGUAAGCUUGCCCCUUGAUGAGACUCUUGUGUAUGACUGUGCAAUGUUCAAAGUGCCCGGGGAUAUUGCUAGGGAUGGCGAGGUCACAGUUGAGAAUGACAGAGGAGAAGGGAGGACGUUCAUCUUCAGGAUUCCAAGCUACACAAGAAUAUAUCCAGAGGAAACAAGUCUGUCAGAGUGGCAUGUGUUCUUCUACCUUCAUCAGGACUUCAUUGCAACUUCCUCCCACUUACCAGUCACUGUUCAGUCAGCUGGCCCCUUCCCUGAGGUGUCAUACAGAGUGUCAAUUGUCAAGUGUUUGGACAUUAUCAAACCAGACUGUGGCAAUUAUAGUACACUCAAUUCUACUCUGGUUGUUUCUCCUAAGGAGGAAGAAUGGACAGUGCAUCUUCCAAUCUGGAGCAACCCAGGUAGCUAUGCUGUCACGGUGCAGAUUGAAUCAGACAAGUGCCCUCCACACACAGGAUGCUACAUUGCUGUGUCGCCUAAAUUUGAAAUUGAGCCCAGCUUGAUAGGCAUCUGGAUGUCAGUUGCAAUGGGUUUCUUUUUGAUAGCCUUCCUGACAUUUCUACUCAUGUUUAACAAGCGCUUGAGGACCAACAGAGAUACACUGCAGGCCUUGCAGGAAGUCCAACCAUCAGUACUUCUUGUUUAUAUAGCAGAAAACCAGCCAUAUAUGGAAUUCAUCAACAUGUUUGCUGAUUUCUUGAAGAACACCUGCCAUCUCUUCCCAUACUUGGUGGAUCGUGAUGUGGGGAUUGAGGAUCCAAACUGUUGGACAAGAGAUCACAUCCUCAGAGCUGAUAAAGUGCUGUUCAUAAUACCUGGGAACCCUGAUGGUGAGAGCAUCACACCUAUCAGAAACCAGUGGAUAGUUGCUCUUAAUUAUCUCUCUGGACAUCAUUUCACCAUAUGCCAAAUAUCUCGCAAGGUGGCAGCUGUAACUCUGCCCUCAAGUGGGAGCGUCCCCUCUGAGAUCCUGCACGUCCAGCGCUUUAAACUGGUGGACCAGAUUGCUGCGCUGGUGACGUGGCUCCAUAGUGGGACGUGGCUGGAUAAAAUGUUUCUCUGGCAGCCAAUGAUCUGGUCAGCCAAGGAGAAGGUCAGCUACACGUGGCCUAAAAUAAGGUUAGCGGCUCUCAGGGCUUCGGCUACAGCAGUAAAGACCUUAGACCCAAACAUGUGUAUUUCAAUAAAGAAUGAAAAUAUUUACAUCUCAAGCACCGCAGAUCAGACUCCUGCACUGAGAGAGAACUUCAGCAUACAUAGUGAAAUCUCCACUACAACUGAUGGGGAUUCUGAGGACAGUGAUUCCUCCGUCUUUGAUCCAGGCAUUCCUUCUCUCAAGAAACUGCUGAGAGGAGAGAAGGAUAGUAGUAAGCUGUCUGUAAAUAGUGAGCAUUCUGAGAAAUUAUCAGACUGUAGUGAUGAUGAUAUAUUUACUUGAGUGCUUUAUCUAACAUUAACUAAACUUCUUGCACAAUGAAAAUACCUCCAUAAACUAUAUAUAAAAUUCUUACCCCUAGUAUAUAUGUAUUCAAGAUUUGUUAUGGUAAGAAAUAUAUAUAUACAGUUGUGAUAAUUAUGUAAAGUUAAAUGUACAAAUGAGUGCCUUAGAAUGUGCAACAGCAAUUCAUCUUGACUAUAGAUUUUAUGAAAUAUAAGUGUAGUUGUUGUUAAAAUUACAUUUCGCACUGUUGAACAAAAUGUACAAAUGAGUACCUUGACAUUUGUAAUAGCCAUUCACUUAUCUGUGUUUUGAUGGUCACAGUUGCCAUACUAUGUUAAAAUUCAGCUCAUUAAUGAUGAGAGAGAGGAAAUGUGAGUGAGAGUGAUAUAUGAGGGCCUGUGAUUUGUAAACAUACUGUGAGUCUGUGGAGAGAGAGAUUUGUAAACAUACUGUGUGUGUGUGUGUGUGUGUGUGUGUGUGUGUGUGUGUGUGUGUGUGUGUGUGUGUGUGUGUGUGUGUGUGUGUGUGUGUGUGUGUGUGUGUGUUUUUCACUGUACAGUCUGCUACUGGUCUCUCUCGAGACAGCCAGCUGUCCCCCCCAUGGAAGGAGCUCAGAGCUCAUACUGACUAAUCUUUGGGUUGGACCAAGACUACUCACAUACAUCACACUGGGACAACGACUUGACUUACGUCCUGUACCUACUCACUGCUAGGUGAACAGGGGCUACACAUGUAAGGAGACACAUCCAAAUGAUCUCUGUCCGAACCUUGGCCCCUCGGUUGCGAGCCAAGUGCAUUAACCACUACGCUAGUGGACCGUGAGUGUGUGUGUGUGUGUGUGUGUGUGUGUGUGUGUGUGUGUGUGUGUGUGUGUGUGUGUGUGUGUGUGUGUGUGUGUGUGUGUGUGUGUGUGUGUGUGUGUGUGUGUGUGUGUGUGUGUGGGGGGGGGGGGUAAUAUAUGAGUGGCCAUGGUGAGUGAGUGGUUUGUGAACAUACUGUGGGUCUAUGGGCUGUGGUGAGAGAGAGAGAGAGAGAGAGAGAGAGAGAGACUUGGGGGGGGGGGGUAAUAUAUGAGUGGCCAUGGUGAGUGAGUGUGGUUUGUGAACAUACUGUGGGUCUAUGGGCUGUGGUGAGAGAGAGAGAGAGAGAGAGAGAGAGAGAGAGAGAGAGAGAGAGAGAGAGAGAGAGAGAGAGAGAGAGAGAGAGAGAGAGAGAGAGACUUAAGACAUUUUAAUUGUUCCCUCAAAUGCAGAUUGAUCCUACUUCCAUGAUCAAUCUGUGUACUUAGUGUUCUUGUAUUAUUUGUUAUUCAUUUAUAACACAAAUACUGAAUACUUCAGUAAUGAUUUCCAUUGGGUGCAUUUGCUGUAAAAUUUCAUUUAAGCCUCUUAACUAGUUAAGUUACCAACAUACCAUGCUUGAUUCCCUAUGCAUCAUUUAUUAAACUCUUCCCAACAAUUUGCUUGCUUUUUGCACCUCUGCAUGUAAUCAGAAAAUCCUUUCUACCCAUUAUUUGUUAAUGCAUGCUGAAAUUUAAUGCAUUUCAAACAACAUUCCUCUACAUACAACUCGAUGUUAAGUGACCUUGGUAAUCUUGUGGAUAAUGUUCUAGUCAACUUUGUUUCAAGAAGUUAAGUACUGUGGGCUUACCAUGGUAGGAGAUACAUUUUACUUAAAAUGUAGGAAAUGUAGGUAAAGUUACAGGCUUGUAACUUCACGAUCUUGCAGGAGCACAUGGCUAGCUGCUUUUCUCUCAGUGUGUAUCCUUCUUGAAAUGUGCAUCCUUCCUGCAAAGACCAGAGAUGUUUUAGGUAUGACACUAAAUGAAGAUGAAAAAAUUUUAACUUCAUAUUAUUACUGCCUUAACACAAUAUAUUAAUUAUUGCUAGAAUCCAUCAUUACAUUUGGCAAACAUGUUUUGCUUUUGCAUUACUAAUGCAACUUAUAAUGUACAGUGUGUGUUGGCAUGAGUAAAGACAACACCUUACACUAACCACUCCCUCGGGUUCAGAAGAAAUGGUUGUGUCACCUGGCUGGGAAAAAUUUUCAGGUUACUUAAAGGUUAUGUGAUGUAAUGACUGUAUUCCUCUGUGGGGAGAGUCUAAGAAAUACAUGGCAAGCACAAAGAUUUCCACAAGUACACAUGUCAUUACUGUACCUGUGUAGCCCCAAAAGUACCUGGGACUCGAAAAUGCAAGCUUUGUAUAAGUUUUAAUUUAUGUAAGAAUGUCAAAAUAUGAUUAAUAAACCUUUAUAUGAAUUC